Clunio marinus is the source of this 207-nucleotide messenger RNA. The record is from the annotation of a GenBank genome assembly. NCBI's taxonomy places the organism in Eukaryota, Metazoa, Arthropoda, Insecta, Diptera, Chironomidae.
AUGACCUGGAAAAUUGUGAAUAUUGAAAGUUGUUGUAAUGUAUUUGAGAGUAAAUCUAAAAAUAACGUCAAGGCAAAAGCAAAUGUGCUGAGUUGGAGUUUAUGUUGUAAUUUGGAUUUAAAUUGUGAGAAAACCUCAUGGUUCAAGUUGGCCACACUUCAAAGAGAAUUCUCGACUUUAAUUAUGAUUGUGACACCUCAUUGCUGA